Messenger RNA from Schistosoma rodhaini, 1303 nucleotides. Lineage: Eukaryota; Metazoa; Platyhelminthes; Trematoda; Strigeidida; Schistosomatidae. The record is from the annotation of a GenBank genome assembly.
AUGUUAUUCUUUCAAGAUAACCUAUUUCAAACAAGUGCACGCUUUGAUGAUAAAACCAAAAGACUAGUAGUUGAUAUAAAAAAUGAAAGAUCAAUGAUGAAAAGAUAUCUCCCUAAAUUAGCUAAUAACAACAGCAGAAUGGCGUCACAUCUUGCUACCCAUGUGUCAACUGUAGUUCUUGGACUGCUGUUCAUACUGCCUGGUAUAGUAAAGACAGUGCGCUUGAAUACAGCACUUUAUCGGGAAAUGUUAAAGACAUUCAAGAAUUUCACUGAAGUAUCACCACUACGGCAUAUUGGAGUGAUACCUAGUCCUCAGAUCUACAUGCAAUCUAUGGGAGUUUUCGAACUAUUGCUAGGAACUACGUUAGUUGUUGGACAUGUAUCCUUCAAGAAAUUCGCUUGUCUUGGAAUUAUGGCCCUUAUGCUGCUCACAACGUAUUGUCAAGUCGCCUUAAAAGAUUACAGUGCAACCAUUGUGCCUUGUGGAUACUUCUGCCUUCUUAGCAGGUUAUAUUUCUCUCUGGAUAAAAUUGAAAGUCGACGACUUUUUGUUCGUCAUUUUUUCUCAUACGACUUCGGCUGGUAUAAUCAUUCUUAUGUAGACGAGGAAUCUACUGACAAAUUUACGGGCAAACAGGAGUACAUAGCCGUAUCAAAUGAAGUUCGGAUAAAUAUAUCGAACCCAAGUGACUUACAAAGUAUUUGCUGUAUUGUUUCGAGCAUUCCAAUCGCUAUCAGAAAUUAUGGAAGAGUGACAUACUGCCAUUACGAGUUUCGUGAUUCUCAUUUCCAUAAGCAUCAGAAGAAUGCCUCAAACACUGUUGACGUUAUUCGCAGUGCCUGAACCUCAUAUCGAAGCCUCCACUUCUGCGGAUAAGAAAUUCCAGGAAUCCAACUGAUAUAUAUUACCAACAAACGUGGAUUCGGAUGCAACGGUAAGUCACGAAGAAGGUGAUGUUGUUUCGACAAACUCGGAAGAAUUCGGUGACAGAAAAAAAAGGACUGUAUGAUUUAUGCCAUCUUGUUCAACCAUCAAGCGGAACGGUACGUUCACAUUUCAGUUACUAACUAGGAAACUAACUUUUUUUAUGAGCCGAUUAUUGAGGAAAUACGGGAAUAGUGAAAUGGAAAACCCUGCAAAAGAAAUGAUUGUAGGCUUGAAACCAAGAGAUCGACAGAAAGCCCUUUUUAAGGCCGCGCACAACUUGAUUUCAGUUUUUUUAUUCGUUACUAAUUACAUCAGUAAAUUACUGUCAUUCGCAUUCCAUAUACGUUUUCUGUAUUUUCUAUGACAGUUCAGC